AUAUAUAGCCCGAUAACUAGGGUUUGGCAUUCGCAGUCGCAUACUCGCAGUACAUCUCCAUCCGUUGGAAAACCUCGCCGACGGAGAGAGCUCGCAAUGGGGAGAAGACCAGCAAGGUGUUAUCGUCAAAUAAAAAACAAGCCAUACCCAAAAUCACGAUAUUGUCGUGGUGUUCCUGACCCAAAGAUCAGGAUCUAUGACGUUGGAAUGAAGAGGAAGGGAGUCGAUGAGUUCCCAUUCUGUGUCCACCUGGUGAGUUGGGAAAAGGAGAAUGUUUCAAGUGAGGCUCUCGAGGCUGCUCGGAUUGCUUGCAACAAAUAUAUGACCAAAUUUGCUGGAAAAGAUGCUUUCCAUUUGAGAGUCAGAGUGCAUCCAUUCCAUGUUCUGCGUAUCAACAAGAUGCUUUCAUGUGCUGGAGCUGAUAGGCUCCAGACUGGAAUGAGGGGUGCAUUUGGGAAGCCACAGGGUACUUGUGCAAGAGUGAGCAUUGGUCAGGUUCUCUUGUCUGUCCGCUGCAAAGAUGGCAAUGGCAAUCAUGCACAGGAGGCCCUUCGCCGUGCCAAGUUCAAGUUUCCUGGUCGCCAAAAGAUCAUUGUCAGCAGGAAGUGGGGUUUCACCAAGUUUAGUCGUACUGAUUAUCUUAAGUGGAAGUCAGAGAACCGGAUUAUGCCAGAUGGUGUUAAUGCCAAGCUUCUUGGUUGUCAUGGACCUCUGGCGCAACGUCAACCUGGACGAGCAUUUUUGCCAUCAACUGCUUAGGACUUUUGAAUAAUUUUAUUUGGUAGAAGUUUGCUCAAUGGAUUCAUGGUUUUAAUAUCUCCUAGGAAUUUUCCUCAUGAAUUGGACUUUUGAAUUCUCACUUUAUUACUGCAUCUUGUUUUAUUUGAUUGGAAAGUUCGCAUACAUUGGAUUUUCGUUCACUGUCGUGUUAGCUCUUGAUUUGAUCUUGUUUAUGUCAGAGAAUUUCAUUGUCUUACCUUUCUUCUUUCA
Nelumbo nucifera (sacred lotus) is the source of this 990-nucleotide messenger RNA. Its product is annotated as large ribosomal subunit protein uL16. Gene Ontology annotation, molecular function: structural constituent of ribosome. NCBI's taxonomy places the organism in Eukaryota, Viridiplantae, Streptophyta, Magnoliopsida, Proteales, Nelumbonaceae. The record is from RefSeq and is a predicted model, not a curated record. Gene Ontology annotation, biological process: translation. Gene Ontology annotation, cellular component: ribosome.